GAUGAGGUUUCUCAGCUAUUAUUUAACAGAUAAUUGACACCUGUACGUAAAAGAUGACGUGGUUUGUUGUAGUUGCUGUGUCCAUCCUUGUACCCAGCGCUUUCUGCGCCUCAGACGCAGUCGCCUGGUGUUACCAUGACCCAACUUGCAAUGAAACCACCUGGUCAACUAUUGCUGCACAGUAUUGCAAUGGCACGCGCCAGUCGCCCAUUAACAUCGUCUCAGCAUCUGCCACGACCAACUCCAACCUGACUGCGUUCACCUUUGAGAACUACGACAACACCUCCGCUCUGCAGACGAUCAAAAACACAGGGGCGACAGUCCAGGUGACCCUCGGGCCUGGUGUUAAGAUUUCAGGGGGAGGUUUGUCUGAAACCUACGACAGCCUGCAGUUACACUUGCACUGGGGUAAUGGUUCCUCUAUCCCAGGCUCUGAACAUACUGUGGAUGGCAAGCGUUACCCCAUGGAGUUACACAUAGUAAACAGCAAGUCAUCCCUGAACAGGAACACGACUCUAGCUGUUGCCGACCCCACAGGACUUGCUGCUCUUGGUUUCUUCAUUGAUGUAAGGCCAGGCAAUAAAACUGGGCAGCCUGCCAGCUGGAGUAAUUUGACGUCCUAUCUGUCUAGAAUUAUAAAGAACGGCCAGUCAGAAAAUAUAGCACCUGGGAUUUCUCUGGACAAUCUCCUGAGCGGAGUGGAUCGCACCAAGUAUUACCGCUACCAUGGCUCAUUGACGACCCCAUUAUGUAAUGAGGCUGUGGUUUGGACUGUGUUCAAGGAUCCAAUCAUGGUCAGCAGCGAUGUGAUUGACCUCUUUAGCACUACGGUGCGCAUCUCAGACAACACUUCAGCUUUGAUGGUUAACGUCUACAGAAACGUCCAACCAGCACAGCCAGUCUCCACACAGCCAAGAAGCAAUAGCAGCAGCAGCAGCAGCAGCAGCUCUGCUGCAUCAGUGCGCUACUCUGUGGGUCUGAUGGUCCUCAGCAUCGUAGGCUUUCUGAUCAGGUGAUGUUGCUGUGACGCAGGUCAGGGACAUGCUCCCCUUUUAAUGUUAAAAUGUGCACCAAGUGCUUUGUUAGUGCCUUCCAGCAUGUGUUGAUUAAACCAAGCCAUAGCAAGACUUUUUAUUUCCAGUGUAGCUCUAUAUAUCUAUAUAAAAAUGAAAUAUAUAUACAUACAUCUUUUGAUGGCUACCUCUUUUUUUGUGUUGCGGUACCUGCUGACUUUUUGGGGUUGGGACUAGCUGUAACUUUUCUUAUCCAUUGCAAGAUGGUAGAUGGUUUUCAAAAUGGAAUAUUUAAAAAAAAUAUUGCACAGAAAAAUCCCAUUUUUAAGACCAAACACGCACAAUUUGUCUGUUUUUAGCGGCCAAAGUCAUGCCCAGGUACCCAAGGAAGGAUGCACUAAGUUUACCGGGUAUAUGUAGUUUAGUUUGGAUAUCUAACAGUCUGAUUAUUCUUUAAGUAUGUUAAUGUUAUUACCUUGACGGUGCCCUGUGUCUGUUAAUUAAAGAGUUGGUGUUGUGCAACAGCUGCUGGUAAUUUCUCUUUUUGUGUUUCUAUACUGCAUCCUGAGUUUUAAGUUUAAUGUCAUUAUCAUUAUGAUUCUUUUUUUUAUUACCCUCAUUUGAGCAAAUGUACCUGCCAAUAUUAUGCACUUGAACAAGACCCAAUAUUAACUUAUAUAUUAUUUAUGAUGUACAGCUGCCUUUGUGUCUUUGGCAUUAUGAUGCAUAACUUGUACAUCGUAAAAACUGUGACUCUACUCAUUAAAAAAAUUAUCCAUCA
Messenger RNA from Melanotaenia boesemani (Boeseman's rainbowfish), 1794 nucleotides. RefSeq names its product carbonic anhydrase XVb (gene ca15b). The record is from RefSeq and is a predicted model, not a curated record. The coding region runs from base 54 to 1016 and encodes 320 amino acids. Gene Ontology annotation, molecular function: carbonate dehydratase activity; zinc ion binding. Lineage: Eukaryota; Metazoa; Chordata; Actinopteri; Atheriniformes; Melanotaeniidae. Gene Ontology annotation, cellular component: plasma membrane. The transcript has 9 exons.